Molecule: messenger RNA, 1866 nt
Organism: Postia placenta MAD-698-R-SB12
Lineage: Eukaryota; Fungi; Basidiomycota; Agaricomycetes; Polyporales; Adustoporiaceae
Exons: 8
Coding region: 1-1866 (621 amino acids)
Biological process (GO): proteolysis
Molecular function (GO): serine-type peptidase activity
Source: RefSeq, a predicted model, not a curated record
AUGACAAAGACUGCGCCUUAUGGAACCUGGACCUCACCAAUAACAACUGAUGCAAUCUUGCAGGGAGGUGCUAAGCUCAUUGAACUCUUCGUGGACCCCAUCACAUCUACGAUCUACCAUAUCGAAGGUAGACCGCUCGAGGGCGGGAGGAAUGUCAUCGUGAAGACAGAGGACGCUCGCGAUGUCAUAGGGCGGGAGUUCAACGCCAGGACAGGCGUCCAAGAGUAUGGCGGAGGCGCGGCCGUUGCACACAAUGGAGUUGUCUACUUCUCCAACUUCUCCGACAACAGAGUAUACAAGGUGACGGACGGGCAGCAGCCGACACCCGUGACUCCAGACAACACCAACCACCGGUUCGCCAAGAUCGACGUGCACCCGGUGCACAACCACCUCCUGGUCGCGAUCAUGGAGGACCACACUAAACCCGCGCCGCCCGACGUCGUGACGACGCUAUGCGUGAUCAACACCCAGACGCGCACCGUGACCACGCUCGUCUCUGGCGCGGACUUCUACGCCUUCCCGUACUUCUCCCCCGACGGCACGCGGCUUGCCUGGCAGCAGUGGUCCCACCCGGACAUGCCUUGGGAAGGCGCCGAAAUUUACGUCGCGGCGGUGUCCGCGGACGCGCAACGCCUCUCCGUGCAUGACCUCACAUAUGUUGCGGGCAAGAAGAUCGACAUCAGCGCGUCGUAUCCCUGCUGGGCGUCCAGCGAGCUGCUGCUCUUCACGAGCGACGUCUCCGGGUACCAGAACCCCUGGAAGUACGACGUCACAGCGGGGCGCGCCGCACCGGUACUCCCGGAGCCCGUAGCGCACGACUUUGCGGAGCCAGCACACAGCCUGGGGAUAGAAUACGGCACGGCGCUUGACGCGGGCGCAACGAAAGCGCUGUACGCAGCCCUGCGCGAUGGCCGCAGCGUGCUGUACGUCGUCACGCUGAAGAGCGGGGCGCUGGAGGAGCUGGCGUGCCCGUACGUCGGGAUCAGCGCGGUCAAGCGCGUGACAGAAGAGUCGGUUGUGUUCCUUGCGGACCGGGCGGACGCGGCGGGCGGCAUCGUCUCGAUCGAGCUGAAGGUCGGCCCGGAUGGCGAGCCGCUGCAUGUGCUGUACCUUCCGCCAAAGAACCCUGAGUACACCGCGCCCGAGGGAGAGAAGCCGCCCUGCAUCGUGAAUGCGCACGGCGGUCCUACCGGUCGCGCGUCCCUAGCGCUGAGCUGGGAGAAGCAAUAUUUCACGAGCCGUGGCUGGGUGUGGCUUGACGUCAACUACGGAGGCAGCUCUGGCUAUGGACGAAGAUACAUCGAGCGCCUAGCAGGAAAGUGGGGGAUCGUCGACGUGGACGACUGCGUGCACGCGAUGCAGCAGCUGGCGGCCGCCCCGUAUUCCCUCAUCGACUCGCAGCGGAGCGUCAUCCGCGGAGGGUCUGCUGGAGGAUACACCACGCUCGUGACGGUAUGCAGCUAUCCCGACACGUUCGCCGCGGCCACGUCGCUGUUUGGGAUUGCGGACCUGCGCGGGCUUGCCGAAGACACACACAAGUUCGAGUCGCACUACAUGGAGAAGCUGAUGGGCGGGACGAUCGAGGAGAUCCCCGAAGUGUACAAGGAUCGCUCGCCGAUGUUCCAUGCUGACAAGAUCAAGAGUCCGCUGCUUGUGUUGCAAGGCGCUAUCGACGCAGUAGUGCCACCUCAGCAAGCCCAGGUGAUUGUCGAUGCCAUCAAGAAGCGAGGCGGGCGCGUCGAGUAUACUAUCUUUGAAGGCGAAGGACACGGAUGGAGGAAAGCAGAGACUAUCAAGGUUGCGUUGGAGCAGGAGUUGCACUUUUACGAGGAUGUGCUUGGAAUUGUGCCGGGUGCAUCGACAUGA